GCGAGGAGCCCGCGAUCUUCGCCGCCGCCGCCGCCGCCGCCGCCACCGCCGUCGUCCCGCGCCCCGCGUCCCGCGCUCCGCGCCCCGCGCCCGGUCCAGGUCUCGGCGCCCGCAGCAUGCCCGGCCCGUCCCUGUUGGUCGCGCUGUGCGGCGCGCUGCUCUGCGUCCCCGGCCUCUCCGCUUCCUCGGGUCCCUGUUCCCCGAACCCCUGCCACAACGAUGCUGAGUGCGAGUUGAUCGAUGGUUCGCGCCGCGGGGACAUCUUCACGCAGUACGUCUGCAGGUGCUCUCCUGGCUACACAGGCGUCCACUGCGAGACGUCCUGCGCCACGCCCCUGGGCAUGGAGAGGGGCUCCAUCACGGAUGCACAGAUCUCAGCCUCGUCUGUCCACCUGGGAUUCAUGGGCUUGCAGCGCUGGGCGCCUGAGCUGGCCCGCCUGCACCGCACGGGGAUCGUCAAUGCCUGGACGGCCAGCAACUAUGACCACAACCCCUGGAUCCAGGUGAACCUACUGCGGAAGAUGCUUGUGACGGGCGUGGUGACACAGGGCGCCAGCCGCGCGGGCAGUGCCGAGUACCUGAAGUCGUUCAAGGUGGCCUACAGCAUGGACGGGCGGAAGUUCCAGAUCUUGAAGGACGACAGCGGGCUGAUGGACAAGGUCUAUGUGGGGAAUGUGGACAACAAUGGCCUGAAGGUGAACAUGUUUGACACCCCACUGGAGACGCAGUACCUGCGGCUGGUGCCCAUCGUCUGUCACCGGGGUUGCACUGUGCGCUUUGAGCUCCUGGGCUGUGAGCUGAAUGGAUGCUCCGAUCCCCUGGGCAUGAAGGACAACACCAUCCCUGACAAGCAGAUCACCGCCUCCAGCGUCUUCCGCACCUGGGGCCUGAGCGCCUUCAGCUGGUUCCCCUUCUACGGCCGGCUGGACAGACAGGGCAAGUUCAACGCCUGGACGGCGCAGAGCAACUCUGCCUCCGAGUGGCUGCAGAUCGACCUGGGCACGCAGAAGCAGGUGACGGGCAUCAUCACCCAGGGUGCCCGGGACUUUGGCCACGUGCAGUACGUGGCUGCCUACAAGAUCGCACACAGUGACAAUGGCCAGAACUGGACCGAGUACCAUGAGCAGGGCUCCACGGAGAGUAAGAUCUUUCCUGGCAACCUGGACAAUGAGUCGCACAAGAAGAACGUGUUUGAAACGCCCUUCCUGGCGCGCUUCGUGCGCAUCCUGCCCGUGGCCUGGCACAACCGCAUCACCCUGCGCGUGGAGCUGCUGGGCUGCUAGGGCCCCGCCAUGGCAGCUGCUUCGGGGCGGGCUCCCCUCCCCCACGUCCCACGCCCCACCCCUCCUUCCACCCACAGCCCCUCAACCUAGGGGGAGUCUGGGCUGUUCAGACGGGUGGGGGUGGGGUGCAGGUCUCUUGCACCUCCCCAGCCACCCACACCCCCCAGCCUGGGGCGAUGGCCAUUCCUCCCACCCUGCCCCACCGCCCCCACUGUCUCCUCCCAGCCCUGGCCCGGAAGCCCAAGAGAGACUGAGGGGGCGGGAGGGGGCCUGCACGCUGGUUCUCCCCGCAGGCUGGCAACAAGAAUAUUUAUGUCACCCCUA
Sorex araneus (European shrew) is the source of this 1607-nucleotide messenger RNA. RefSeq names its product milk fat globule EGF and factor V/VIII domain containing (gene MFGE8). Bases 117 to 1283 code for a protein of 388 amino acids. The transcript has 8 exons. The record is from RefSeq and is a predicted model, not a curated record. NCBI's taxonomy places the organism in Eukaryota, Metazoa, Chordata, Mammalia, Eulipotyphla, Soricidae.